Oenanthe melanoleuca is the source of this 1132-nucleotide messenger RNA. RefSeq names its product RNA polymerase II, I and III subunit K (gene POLR2K). The transcript is spliced from 4 exons. Gene Ontology annotation, molecular function: DNA binding; DNA-directed RNA polymerase activity; zinc ion binding. Gene Ontology annotation, cellular component: RNA polymerase II, core complex; RNA polymerase III complex; RNA polymerase I complex. Lineage: Eukaryota; Metazoa; Chordata; Aves; Passeriformes; Muscicapidae. Gene Ontology annotation, biological process: DNA-templated transcription. The coding region runs from base 172 to 348 and encodes 58 amino acids. The record is from RefSeq and is a predicted model, not a curated record.
GUCAUCAGCGUGCGCCGGGGAGGCGGCGGCGGCGCGGGGCUGUCCGGGCCUGUGCGUGCUCCCUUCGCUGCUGGGCGCUGCUGCUGUGGCCGUGGUGGGCAGGGACCGGCCGGGACCAGCCUCGUGGGCUUCGCUCCUGCGUGCCGGACCCGCGGGACGGUGCGGGCGAACAUGGAUUCACAGAAGGACGUUCAGCCUCCAAAGCAGCAGCCAAUGAUUUACAUCUGUGGAGAAUGUCAUACAGAAAAUGAAAUAAAGGCAAGAGAUCCUAUCAGGUGCAGAGAAUGUGGCUACAGAAUAAUGUACAAGAAAAGGACAAAAAGAUUGGUAGUUUUUGAUGCUCGAUGAUGUCUGCUGAAGAUAGUGACUUCAUGAUGUAAUCUUUCUGAUAACUUUGUUCUGUAAAACUAUCUGUGUGUAAAUGCACUCUCUAACUUGUGUUUUAAGAGAAUGAAAUAUUAAAGUUUACUGUAAUACUAAAUUUUGUCUAUAUUGUCUUCCAGCAAUAGAUUUCUAAAGCUGUUGUGUAAAGUGUAGUCAAAAUAUGCAGUAUUUUUAAAGUUCAGUGAUAGUUGUAUGCUUUUUGAGUUAACUUUGUUUUUAUUAGUCUUAUCUAAACUUUAUUUGCAUUUUAACUUUGCUGAAUGUUCUUUGGACUCCUCUGAACUCUAUAAAAUAACUGUGUUUUGAAUAAAUUCCACUGACCAUAAAUAGAAGGCUACAGAAGGCUGGGUUUGAAACAAAUUUGGAUUUCAAAAAAGAAAAUCUUAAAGGACUUCAGGCCACCCAGUUCUGGCACCCAGUUGUGGACAUGUCAAAAGUAUGGAUGUUUGGAAGUGUGAAAAAGAAUCUCUCCUGAAAGAAGAGAGAGGGAGGCAAGUUAAACAUUAAGAAGCAAUGUGGAAACAGAAAUUUCUUAAGUGCUGUUUGACUUUAGGGAAAGAAUUAGAUCUGUGUUGCAAAGAUUAUUUGGGUAGCACCCCGAAAUUCAAGUGGGAUCUUGUUUUGCUUUUCAGAUGACUUUUCAGGGGUCUGUAAUAAGUGGUGGGUUUGGGAUGAUGAGCCCAAACUUCUUGCAUCUAUCCAUUUGGAAUGGGUGUUAUGUAAUCCCACUAAAGGGUACUACACCAUA